AUGGAGUGGCAGGUCCUGAUUCUUAUUCUUUGCCUCAGCACAUUUCCCUCAGUCUCUGCAGAUUGCCCGGCCCAGUGCUCCAUGUGUGCUGUGCAAACUCAAAACCUGGACCAGCACAUCAACCCACUGACGUGUUUCCUGGAGUGUCAGACCAUCCUGCCGUCUAACACGGAAUGGGAGAAGUGUAAGAGCUUUCUGUCGCUAUUCACUCCUUUUAUGCUGGGCCUUCGUGGGAAAGGAGAGGUUGGAGACAUGUCGGUGGCCUCUGAAGAACUAUAUGCUGAGCAGUCUAAGCCUUACCCAGAGCUCACCAAGACCAUGGAGAAGUUUGCCAACGUCCUGAUGCGGGAGAACGCCCACGGCAGAGGCCCGAGCCACAGAUACGGGGCACUCCUCCCCAGGCUCGGUGAACGGGCUGGGUCCGAGAUGAUGGAAGAUGCGCAGCAGUACCACAGAGCCUUGGAGAGCGGAGAGCUGGGCUAUCCUAGCGAGGACGCGGCAGCCGCUUCGGCUGCAACCCCAAAGGAUGAGAUGAAACGCUACGGGGGCUUCCUGCGCAAGUAUCCCAAGAGGAGCUUCGAGGUGGCCGGGGCCGGUGACGGCCAGGAGCAGGAAGACUUGCACAAGCGCUACGGGGGCUUCAUGCGAAGGAUCCGCCCCAAGCUCAAGUGGGACAAUCAGAAGAGGUACGGAGGCUUCCUUCGGCGGCAGUUCAAAGUGGUGACGCGAUCCGAGGAAGACCCCAAUGCCUACUCAGGGGAGGUCUCUGGCCUAUAG
Messenger RNA from Vombatus ursinus (common wombat), 777 nucleotides. RefSeq names its product prodynorphin (gene PDYN). The coding region runs from base 1 to 777 and encodes 258 amino acids. Gene Ontology annotation, biological process: neuropeptide signaling pathway; sensory perception; chemical synaptic transmission. The record is from RefSeq and is a predicted model, not a curated record. Lineage: Eukaryota; Metazoa; Chordata; Mammalia; Diprotodontia; Vombatidae. The transcript has 2 exons. Gene Ontology annotation, cellular component: neuronal cell body; plasma membrane; dendrite. Gene Ontology annotation, molecular function: opioid receptor binding.